Messenger RNA from Recurvomyces mirabilis, 399 nucleotides. RefSeq lists its product as uncharacterized. NCBI's taxonomy places the organism in Eukaryota, Fungi, Ascomycota, Dothideomycetes, Mycosphaerellales, Teratosphaeriaceae. The transcript has 2 exons. The record is from RefSeq and is a predicted model, not a curated record. Bases 1 to 399 code for a protein of 132 amino acids.
AUGGCAUCGGAUUAUUUCCCUCUCAACGAUGAGGACGGGAUCCGUAUGGCAGCUGCGAAGCGUUGGAAGUGGCCAUUGAAGAAGGACGGAGUCAUGCUUGCGCUUGCACAGCUCGAGAGCCUUAAAUCCCUGUUGCUGGUGUAUCUGGGCAUACUUCAAUAUGCUAAGAUCGCUGCCAGAUCGUCAAACAGUGACGUAGAGAUACUGACGCAGAAGACCCAGCUUGUGCCGCUGAUUCGAUCGAAGGACGAUGCCAUCUCUGCAGAGAAGGCAUUGGCUACGACCGUCCACUACGAAGCUGAUGACCGGCCGCUUGCAACAGCCAGCUCGCCCAACCCUAGGAAGCGCUCGCUGGGAUCUGUUGGCCAUGACGCAAACUCAGGACCCCGCCGAAAAUAA